AUGGCUGUUGAGUUAUGUCUAUCAUCUCGUUUAACAGAACUCCUAGGAGAUCGUUUGUUAUACGGUUCGGCGACAGUGGAGCUAAAUGAGUCGACGUUCAAUGGGUCUUUAAUCGCAUUGUAUUUCGUUCCAUUAAGCAGUGAAACUGUCGCAACCGACGAUCGGGCUCUACGUGAUCUAUAUAAAACUGUAAAUGAGAAUGAGAAGACACUAAAUAUUAUCCAGAUUUGUUAUCCAGACUUAGCUGAUGACCGCAAGUAUUUUGAUGAAUUGACCAAUGAUGUUCCAUGGCAUUCAGUUCCUUACGAAUACGCAGAAAAGAGAAUUCGUUUGAGACACAAAUAUCGUGUUGGGAAUGCAGAAACGUUGUUAAUUCUGAAUGAUAGCUAUUUGGAAAAAGUUCAUACUCGAAAUGGUCUUAAACUUUUAUCGUGUAGUGGAAAAAGUUUUCCAUGGACGAACUUAUGGAAUGAAAAAAUUUGUCAAGAAGCCUUAAAACUCUCCUCAAAUGAAUCCAAUGAAACAAUAUAUGGUCUAUAUUUUUCCGCGCAUUGGUGUCCACCAUGCAAAGCAUUUAUUCCACAACUCAUUCAUGCUUACGAUAGUAUAAGAAAAAGAAUACAGUUCGAGAUAAUUUUUGUCAGUUCUGACAGAAGUGAACAGUCUUAUAAUUCUCAUGCGUCGUCAAUGCCUUGGCCUUCUGUUCCAUAUUCAAAUACUACUUUACGACAAAACCUAACUGAAUGUUUUAAUGUUCUUGGUAUUCCUUACCUAGUAUUAAUUGAUAACAAUGGAAAUAUCAUCACAGAAAAUGGCCGUGCGGAAAUUACGGAAGACCCUGAUGGAGUGUAUUUUCCAUGGAGAAGACGAUUCGUUUAUUCGCUUUCUUCGAGACUACUACCAAAACUUCAGAGUUACCCAGCUGUUGUGUUAUUCAUUGAAGGAGACCAAGAAGAAGAAUUAGAGUUGGCUGAAGGUGUUUUGUUGCCUGUAGCACAACAAGUUGCAAAGACCCGGUCAAAUGCAUUAUAUGAUCUCUUAUUUUUUAUAGCUCCCGACGAUUGCACAUCAGAUACUUUAAGACAAUUUACGAGAUUGACUGAUGACACAGCUCCAUUGUUGACCCUAAUAGAUAUACCAAUGGCAAGGAUUUCAGUAAUGGAAUACGGAAUUCAUAUUACAGAAAAAUCUAUAAUGAAUUUCGUUCUGGGAUUUUUUGAUGGAACAAUGAAAUUUACACCUAUUCUUUAA
Molecule: messenger RNA, 1251 nt
Organism: Macrosiphum euphorbiae (potato aphid)
Lineage: Eukaryota; Metazoa; Arthropoda; Insecta; Hemiptera; Aphididae
Source: the annotation of a GenBank genome assembly